Molecule: messenger RNA, 1343 nt
Organism: Papilio xuthus (Asian swallowtail)
Lineage: Eukaryota; Metazoa; Arthropoda; Insecta; Lepidoptera; Papilionidae
Gene: Gale
Product: UDP-galactose 4'-epimerase
Exons: 8
Coding region: 171-1259 (362 amino acids)
Biological process (GO): beta-D-galactose catabolic process via UDP-galactose, Leloir pathway
Cellular component (GO): cytosol
Molecular function (GO): UDP-glucose 4-epimerase activity
Source: RefSeq, a predicted model, not a curated record
UUGCAAAAGAACAAUUAUUUAAAACAUAAUUAUGGCUAAAUAGUAAUAGUAAGAGGUGUAUGAAAGAAGAAUCACAUUUAUUUUAGUAAUACGUACCAUACUGUGUAUAAUAUAAACAAACCUUGAAUCAAUUUAUAUUGCUGGCACUUGCGUCAUCAGCUAUUGAAACAAUGAAGCCGGAGAAUAUCGUUAUAAUGAAACCAGGAAUCUUAGUAACUGGUGGUGCUGGGUACGUGGGAUCACAUACAGUCGCGGCUCUCCUCGAGAGACCUAACACAGAUAUAGACGUCGUUGUAGUGGACAAUCUCUCAAACGCGUACAAAUCUGAAGGACAGAAGAAACCAGAAGCAAUUAGCAUUAUAGAAGAAUUGACGGGGAAGACGAUACAUUUCUAUGAUGUUGAUAUCAGAGAUGCGAAUGCUUUACGUGAAGUUUUUGAAAAGCACGACAUAACCUGCGUGAUUCACUUCGCGGCGCUGAAGGCAGUGGGUGAAUCUGUGCAGAAGCCGCUCGAGUACUACCAGGCUAACAUAACUGGCACAUGUACACUAUUCGACGUAAUGCGUGAAUUCGGCGUCUACAAGUUGGUGUAUAGCUCAUCUUGCACGGUCUAUGGGGAACCGGAGUCAUUGCCGCUGGGUGAAGGCCAUCCCACAGGACGCGGUCUCGCCAGCCCAUACGGCAAGUCAAAGUACUUCUGCGAGGAGAUCAUGAAAGAUAUCUGCAGGAGUGAUAGGAAAUGGUCAGUGAUAUCUCUGCGAUACUUCAACCCUGUGGGCGCACAUCGCAGCGGUCGUAUCGGGGAGGACCCCGCCGGUAUACCCAACAAUCUCAUGCCAUUCAUCGCUAAGGUGGCUGUGGGUCGUUUGAAAGAACUUCAGGUGUUUGGUUCUGACUAUCCUACAAUAGACGGUACUGGUGUUAGAGACUACAUCCACGUGGAGGACCUCGCGGAUGGUCAUGUGAAGGCCAUCAAACUCUUCAGUCAAUCAGGAUUUAAUGGCUUUCAUGCUGUUAACUUGGGCACAGGCACUGGUUACUCAGUGUUACAGAUGGUGAAAGCAUUUGAAGAAGCCAGCGGCAAGAAAAUACCUUAUAAAAUAGUUGGCAGGCGCGAGGGAGAUAUCGCCGCUAACUACGCGGACGUCUCGCUCUCGCACAGGAUGCUCGGCUGGCGUGCGACAAGGACGCUGCGAGACAUGUGCGCUGAUACUUGGCGUUGGCAAAGCAACCACCCAGACGGGUAUAAAUCUACAUAAAUAUAUCUAAAUAUUUUUAUAGAUGUCUUUAGAGCAGGGAUUUUAAAAGUGAUCCAGGAUUCUUAAGAGUCGUGUACUGUAGAU